Molecule: messenger RNA, 1684 nt
Organism: Astrephomene gubernaculifera
Lineage: Eukaryota; Viridiplantae; Chlorophyta; Chlorophyceae; Chlamydomonadales; Astrephomenaceae
Source: the annotation of a GenBank genome assembly
CCAGCACAGCCUUACAUAUAUAUUGUCCAAUAACCAGGUCGAACUAUGAGUAGUUUCCUCAAUUUCUUAGUUUAGACCCAUUGACAGGUCGUCGUCCUUACUAAGGAAACGAAACCACUUGUUAGGUGGCAGCAGAGCAUAUUAAGCAAGCCUACAUCUGCAACAACGCUGUUAAAAUGACGCGACGCAUUCUUGCCGUAGCUGUUUUAGUGUUGUCCAUCUCGGCGGCAUGCUGCAGUGUGACAGUUUCGAGCCAGAAGCUGGCCCCUCCUCCAACCAACGGAACAAGCCCAGCGCACACAACAAGCCCUGCAACCACACCCAGCCCCUCGCCCAAGGCUAGCCCCUCUCCGUCGCCCAGCCCCUCGCCUAAGGCUAGCCCUUCUCCGUCGCCCAGCCCCUCGCCCAAGGCAAGCCCCUCUCCGUCACCCAGCCCCUCGCCCAAGGCUAGCCCUUCGCCGUCGCCCAGCCCCUCGCCCAAGGCUAGCCCUUCUCCGUCGCCCAGCCCCUCGCCCAAGGCUAGCCCCUCUCCGUCGCCCAGCCCCUCGCCCAAGGCUAGCCCUUCGCCGUCGCCCAGCCCUUCGCCCAAGGCUAGCCCUUCGCCGUCACCCAGCCCUUCACCCAAGGCUAGCCCUUCGCCGUCACCCAGCCCUUCACCCAAGGCUAGCCCUUCACCGUCACCCAGCCCCUCGCCCAAGGCUAGUCCCUCGCCGUCGCCCAGCCCCUCGCCCAAGGCUAGCCCUUCUCCGUCGCCCAGCCCCUCGCCCAAGGCUAGCCCUUCGCCGUCGCCCAGCCCCUCCCCCAAGGCUAGCCCCUCUCCCUCCCCCAAGGCCGGCCCUGCUAAUGGGCGGCAUCUGCUGACUACCACCACCACCACCAAGUCCCCUAGCCCGGCGCCAUCUCCCAAGAAGAGCCCUCGCAAGUCGCAGCCCAAGCUUGGCGAGCCGCCCCUGCCCAUCAAGUAAAGCACCAGCCAGCUAGCAACCAGCCUGGCAGCACCUCCACCUGUGAGCAAGGUGUCAUGACGUACGGUAUCACGUGCUGUUGCGACGGAGGCCUGGCAGUACAACUAACAUGGGUGCCACACGUGUCCUCGAUAACCUGAUCUGCGUGUGCAUUUGGUUACUGGGAUUUGACUGGCGCGCUUCCGUUGCGGCUGAGGGCACACUCACGUGUACCUGUUUGCCUGUCCUCAGGAACAGUUUGUGUGCUGCUAAAACUGGCCACGAUACAGAGUGUUGUGUGCGAGGCGCGCUGUAUGUUGUUGCAGGUAUGCUUCGUAGAGUGUGUGCAUAGAGUUGUACCGAUCGCUGAUCCCGGGAAUACCCUUACUGGGCUUCUUACCUGUUGCUUUUCUAACUAUAGAUCACGGUUAGAAAUGUGCCGUUGAACUACAUUACUGCUGCUGCAAUGCUGCUUAGUUGGUUGAAUACUGCAGGCUGUUGCAUAACCACGUGGUCUUUGUCCGUAGAUUGUGGAAUGGAUGUUUGCUGUGCUUGACAGUUCUUUGUAUUGGAUACAGAUAGGUGUCGUGCUAGAACAGGAGGUCUUGGCUUUCGAGUGUGGUUUAUCUGCGAGUUGCUUAGGUAGGACAUAGCUGCUUUACGGCUGCAUAGUUGUAUGUGUACGAUGCAGAGGACGCGCAAACAGCGCUCCAUUUACCUUGUAAUGCUCUUCAUUCCGG